Molecule: messenger RNA, 1959 nt
Organism: Toxorhynchites rutilus septentrionalis
Lineage: Eukaryota; Metazoa; Arthropoda; Insecta; Diptera; Culicidae
Product: zinc finger protein 43-like
Exons: 7
Coding region: 393-1943 (516 amino acids)
Cellular component (GO): nucleus
Molecular function (GO): zinc ion binding
Source: RefSeq, a predicted model, not a curated record
UCCUCAUCCCUGUAUCAUUUCACUGGAUUGUUUUUAUUAUUGCCAAUCUGCAUGUGAAAGUUGUUCAAAUAGGUUCAAAUAUGUUUCUUGUUUACGGUUUUAUUGCGGAAUAGUUGAAUAUGAAUCUCUCCGAGUGUAUAGUCACAAUAACUGGUCCUUAUUUAAUUCCCUUUGGACGGAAGACAAAAAACACAAAACAUUGGAAAAGAUCGAAAUGUAAUCUACUCGCAGAGUCCGUCUAAUCAUCAAGUAAAUCAAACGGAUAGAAAAGGUGUUAGUAUCGAUAUCGUGUGAUAGAAAAUUGUAAAAACAUCCAAACAGAUGUAUCGUAGGAGCGUAGUAGGUUCUCAACUUAAACAUCAAUUUUUCGUUAGAAAAAGUUUGAUUUGUGUAUGAGAUUUUCAAAAAAGAUGUCUAGCGGUCUUGUGAUGCCGGGUUGCUGCCGGUGCUGCUUGGAAGAAGAGAAUGACAUGGUGUAUGUGUUCGAUAUACUUGAUGAAUUCGACAGUAAGAUUUGUAAUUUGAUAGCGGAUUGUGGCGGAAUUUUGAUUACAGAGAACGAUUCAUAUUCGAAGAACAUUUGUGGUAACUGCCUGAAUGAUCUGGCCAACGCAGCCCGUUUCCGGGAACGAUGUCUGAAAACAGAGAGUGUUUUGCAAAACACGAUCGACAGCAAGGAGGCUGCAGUUAUUUGCGUUGCACUGAAUUCUCAAUCGUCAGACACUAUCUAUGAAGAGAUAGAGACAAUCGAUGAUGGUGAACAACUCGAUUUAGGUGUUGAUCAGAUUAUCCAGUUUUCAGACAGGGAAAGUGCACACAGCGAGAGUGAUGCAAGAGUCAAGUAUAUCAUAGAGGAAGAUCCCGUUGAGCUAGAAUUACAAGAUUUCGAUUAUACUAGUUCAGUAAAAACCAACGAUAUCGAUGCCGAGACUGAUUCAAUUCAUCAAGAAUAUAUUGAUGAUAAAUAUAUGUCUGAUGAUAAUGAACUAACGGAGAAAGAAACAAAAUGGAUAAUGCAAUCGAAAACCGUGCAAUUUAGUUUCAUCUGUCAACAAUGUGGAGCCGGAUUCGCGCUACAGAAAAACCUUGCGAAACAUCUUGCAACACACCAAAACUUUGUCUGUGAUAUAUGCUUAACGGUGUUUGACAGUGACGAGAAUCUGCAAUCACAUAAAUCAACACACGAGAAGUCUGCCAAUUCAACGGAUUGGCGGGCAGAACACGUUGCGGAUGAACCUGUUAUCUUCAAAGGAUCUUCAGUUGGCAAACUGACGAAGAACCAUCACUGUUCGUAUUGCGAUAAAUCAUUUGUAUCAAAUUCUGCGCUGACGUCGCACAUUCGAGUCCACACACAGGAGCGCCCAUUUCCAUGUAGUUUCUGUACGAAGCGCUUCCGUACUGUUGGAGGAAAGGAACUUCACGAGCGUCGCCACAAUGGACUGAAGCCCUACAAAUGUGACUUUUGUGGAAGGGGUUUUGCAGAGAGUAGCAAUCUCAAGGUACAUCGGCGAACCCACACCAACGAAAAACCGCACGUUUGCACAAUUUGCAAUCGUGCCUUCUCCAGAGUUUUUCUGUUGAAAAUUCAUCAACGAACUCACACUGGAGAGCGUCCGUUUCCAUGCUCCGAUUGUGGCAAGCAGUUUUCUCAGCAGGGCGACUUGGCCGCCCACAGGCGCAUUCAUACAGGAGAACGACCACAUAGAUGUGACAUUUGCGGCAAAGGAUUUAUCAAGAGUAGCGGUCUAACACAGCACCGUAGGAAACACGGGGGGCAAACAAAGAUUGUCCGCGCGGUUAAGAACAUUGAUAACGCUGGCGGAUUGAUUCAGGAGUUAAAGGACUACGACUUUGACAUAAUACACGAAGGAGAUAGCACGCAAGAAAAUGAUAAAGAUUUGAUUGAAACCAUUGUUGUCAGAAGAAAAACGAUGCUCGAAUAAACCAUCAUUUCGGAAA